Messenger RNA from Scatophagus argus, 10059 nucleotides. RefSeq names its product DOT1-like histone H3K79 methyltransferase (gene dot1l). Gene Ontology annotation, biological process: DNA damage checkpoint signaling; regulation of transcription regulatory region DNA binding; DNA repair. The record is from RefSeq and is a predicted model, not a curated record. Bases 439 to 5322 code for a protein of 1627 amino acids. Gene Ontology annotation, cellular component: nucleus. Gene Ontology annotation, molecular function: histone H3K79 methyltransferase activity. The transcript is spliced from 29 exons. Lineage: Eukaryota; Metazoa; Chordata; Actinopteri; Scatophagidae.
AUAAUGCAAAUUAAUGCUCUCACGCGCCGUGGGACGGAUGCACGCUGCUGCUCAGUGCUGCUGGCCCACGCGCUGAGAUCACUGUCCCGUCGCUGACGUCUGUGUCCCCUCUGCUACCAGUGGCCUCCUGCCAUAUAUAUUCAUGCCGGGCAAGAUGGCGGCGAUACGGACGAGGUCUUAUUGCAAGUGGACAUAAACAGGCAUUUUAUUCAAAAUAGAAAAGCGAGGCAGAUAUAUUUACCCACUUGGCCGUAUUGUGUAUGUAUUUGCCGCGCAACGAGAGUCGACGUAUUUUUAUUCCACGCGUUUCAACGAUUUUUUCUUACAAAAUGUUCACGUUGUAGCUCGCUCGCUAACCGACCAGCUGGCUAACACAGAGCAGUUAAUAGCUAACGUUAGCUAGCUAUCUAUCACAGCCAAGCCGCCGUGAAGAGUAGAAUGGGAGAAAAGCUGGAGCUCAAGCUCAAAUCGCCGGUUGGAGCAGAACCUGCUGGCUAUCCGUGGCCAUUACCAGUAUACGAUAAACACCAUGAUGCUGCUCAUGAAAUCAUCGAGACCAUUCGGUGGGUGUGUGAGGAGAUCCCAGACCUCAAACUGGCAAUGGAAAACUACGUACUCAUUGACUAUGACACAAAGAGCUUCGAGAGUAUGCAGAGGCUUUGUGACAAGUACAACAGAGCCAUCGACAGCAUUCACCAGCUGUGGAAAGGGACCACCCAGCCCAUGAAGCUGAACAAGCGUCCUUCCAAUGGGCUGCUGAGACACAUUCUGCAGCAGGUUUACAACCACUCAGUGACGGACCCGGAGAAGCUGAACAACUAUGAGCCCUUCUCACCUGAGGUGUACGGAGAGACCUCUUUCGACCUGGUGUCUCAGAUCAUUGACGAGAUGGAAAUGAUGGAAGAUGACACCUUUGUUGACCUCGGCAGCGGAGUGGGGCAGGUAGUGCUGCAGGUUGCAGCAGCAACCAACUGUAAACACUACUAUGGGGUAGAGAAAGCAGACAUUCCAGCUACCUAUGCAGAGACCAUGGAUAAAGAGUUUAAAAAAUGGAUGAAAUGGUAUGGGAAGAAACAUGGGGAGUACACACUGGAGAGAGGUGACUUUCUAUCUGAAGAAUGGAAAGACAGGAUUGCCAACACGAGUAUUAUUUUUGUGAAUAACUUUGCCUUUGGUCCAGAAGUAGAUCACCAGCUGAAGGAGCGCUUUGCUAACAUGAAGGAAGGUGGGAAAAUUGUAUCCUCCAAACCUUUUGCACCUUUAAAUUUUAGAAUAAACAGUAGAAACUUGAGCGAUAUUGGCACAAUAAUGCGUGUGGUGGAGCUUUCUCCACUCAGGGGCUCCGUGUCCUGGACUGGAAAGCCAGUUUCCUACUACCUGCAUACCAUAGACCGCACCAUACUUGAAAACUAUUUUGCUAGUCUCAAAAAUCCUAAACUCAGGGAAGAGCAAGAGGCAGCUAGGCGACGUCAGCAGAAGGAUACAAAGGACAGUAAAAGCAAUAGCACCACACCCACAAAACCUAAAGAACAAAACAAGCAGGACUCCUGUGGUGAGGAGGAGCGUCCUAGCUUGGUGACAGUGGUCAAGCCCUCUGCCAAACCCCGAAGAGCCCGACUCCUGGCCAAAGGUCGCAAGUUGAACAACAAGAAACGUGGUCGACCCAAGAAAGCUGCCCCAGCUGCAGAGAAGAAAAACAAGAAGAACCAGAGCGCUUUGGAUUUGCUGCACGCCAAGACCCUUUCUGCAGCACCCCCUCAGGAUGCAUACCGGCCACCUCAGAGUCCUUUCUACCAGCUACCUCCCAAGGUCCAGCACUAUCCCUCUAGUCAACUGCUGCUGAGCCCGACUCCUCCUGGUCUGCAACAACUGCUAGAUAACAUCAAAGUCCAAUACCUCCAGUUCAUGGCCCACAUGAGGACUACUCAGUACCGCUCCAACUUGCAGCAGCUUUUAGAGCAGGAAAAGCAAAAACACAGGGAUCUGUCAGGGCAGGCAGAGCAGCUCCACUCUGUCUGCCAGUCUCACAAGGACAAGAUCAAAGGUCUCUUUCAGACCAAACUAGAUGAGCUGGGAGUGAAAGCCUUGACUGUGGAGGACCUGCUGCAGGCCCAGAAGGAGAUAUCAGCCCACAAUCGUCAGCUCAAAGAGCAGACUAAGCAGCUGGAGAGAGACAUGGCCUUACUGAGAGACCACAGUCUGCUACUGCUGAAGUCUCGAUGUGAGGAGUUAAAGCUAGACUGGGGCUCUUUGUGUCUGGAGAGUUUGCUGAAGGAGAAGCAGGCGCUACGCAGACAAAUCUCUGAGAAACAGAGACACUGCCUGGAGCUGCAGAUCAGCAUUGUUGAGCUGGAGAAAAGUCAAAGGCAACAGGAGCUGCUUCAGCUCAAAUCCUACAGCCCCUGUGAGGACUCCCCAUACAGAAAGAACCUGGAGCCACGCUCUUCCACAGACCUGGACUCCUCUAAACUUACCCUGUCCUCAGCCUCAGCCCUCAAUGGUGUCAGCCCAGAGCUCUCUAUCAACGGCACCAGCUCACCCUGUUUUGACCGGGCCAACACCAAAGGGGAGCUUCUUUCUCGCUACCUGCCGAUCUCUCCAGAUCACGAGAUUGUACCCGCCACACCUGAUGUGCGACAGAGGCAGCAAAAUUCCUCAUAUGCUCUUCCUGAUUACACACGCUUCUCGCCUGCCAAGAUUGCCUUGCGGAGGCAUCUUAACCAGGACCCCACUGCCUCUGCUAACCUGAGAGGUCCAGGGCCGACUGCGCAUAGGGAAUUGGGUGGUGUUAACUCUCCGCUUGGAGCCAAACAAAUCUGCCCCUCUCCCAGUGCAUCUGAUACCCAGAAUACUCCUAGAGGUUCUGAGAGGGGUGGUAAGGAGAGGAGCCCGUCAGUUCAGGGUGACAACAGCAUUACAAGCCUUCCAAUAAGCAUCCCUCUGAGCACUGUCCACCCCAGUAAACUACCAGUCAGCAUCCCCCUGGCAAGUGUGGUGCUGCCCAGUCGGGCUGAGAGACUGAGAAGUACUCCAAGUCCUGUGUCUCAGGCAAAUCAGACCAACGGAUAUUCAGGGCUGAUGAAUGGAAGUCUCCAUCCUGAGGACCAUAAUGGUGCUUCUUCAUCACCUUCUCCACACACCAACACUCUUUUGACGGGACCAAUGGGCCGAGGAGGUUCCAUCCAGAGCCCCCCACUCAGUACUGGAGGGGUGCUCCAGUAUGCAGAUGGACCCCCAAGGAUUCUUUCCGAAGAUGGAAAGGAUCACCAGGGAGGUGAAUCUGACACUGAGCCCCAGGACAGUGAACUGCGUAGAAGAAUCUUCUUCUCUUCUUCCUCCUCUUCUUCCUCCUCGUCCUCUUUGUCAGGCAGUGGAGGCAGUGCAGCCGGAGGAUCACGCCUCCACCAUCACGCUGGUAACUCAGCCAAGCAGGGAUACCAAAGUAACCAUGGAAACCACCACCACCAGUCCCCCGGCACACAGCACGCUCAGCCACCCUCUCACACGUCAUCAUCACACUCCUCUCACAGCCUCGGUGCUCAGGAGGGACGUAAGCGGGGGAGACGGAAGCGAAGUUCUACGGUGGCUGUCACGGCUAGCGGGUCCCCAAAGAGGAGGUCAUUUCCUGGACUCACCUCAAACAACCACUCCUCAGGAUCACCACUCAACAUUAACUCCAUGGUGAAUAACAUCAACCAGCCUUUGGAGAUCUCUGCCAUCUCCUCUCCAGAACAAUCAAGCCGUAGCCCCAAUGGGCCUGAUUUGGACCAGCCUCCCAUCCUGAAGAGAGAACGUCCUCUCGAGCUCAAUGGCACAAGUCGUUACUCCUCAGCCCCCAGCUCUGAUGAUGAAGACUCGGGAUACCCUGCUGACAGCUCCAGCUCACGAAUUGAAAGAAAAAUUGCUACUAUAUCCUUGGAGAGCAGAGACGGACCUGGUAGACUAGGGGAGAGUGAAAGAGGCAGGAAAUCUGGUAGCAGCAGUGGCAACAGCACAGGCAGUGACGCCUCAUCUUCGUCAUCCUUGUCCUCUACCAGCAAGUGGAAAUCCACCUUUUCACCCAUUUCUGACCCUAAGCAGCCAAACUCUGACCUGAGACAGGGGGGCUCUCCGUUCGGCAUGGGGGGGUCGAGUCGCGGCACAGACUCUGAUUCUGACCACAAACAGCAGCAUCAGCAGGUGAGGAAAGGGAGUGAAGGAGAGUCGUCCAGCUACAUGACUGCCAACCCCUUCCUCAGUCAGGAAGCAGGAACCCGUGUUGGAGGUGGCGGGUGUGGUGGUGGUGUGCAGGGAGGCAGUGUUUCAGACCAACGCCAGGCCCUCCAGAAGCAGAAGGCUUCCCGUGAUUGGGAACUGAAGACUAGCGGCAGCUUGGCCAGUCAGAACCUCUUCAUAUCUGCUGCUGCCAGCAGUGGAGGGGGCAUACUAAGUGGGAAGGUGGGGGGCAGUCCUGUAGCAGUUUCCUCAACCGCAGGAUCAUCUGUGGGACAGUACUUGGGAUCUCAGUUCCCACUCGGAGGGACCUCAGUCUUACAAUCCUUGUUCGGGGCCCAGACAGGCGGAUCCACAGUGAGUGGAACCCCACGACUCGUCAACGGACACUCUGCCCUGGGAACUUUCUCCAGUGCUGGGCUGGCAGGUGGAGCGGCUGGAGGUAUAUUUCACCACGUGGUUCCCACAGUGUCCUCCCAUCAGUUUGGGACGACGCUGCCCACCUCUGGAGGCCUCAGCUCUCUGCUCAGUCUCUCCUCUUCCUCUACUUCCUCCCAAACCCAGCAGCACAAUACUCCCCAACCAGCCUCCACGCGCCUGGCCUCUGUGUCCUCAACUCUCCCCCUCUCCCUGUCCCAGGCCCAGCACAGCCGCAUCCAUUCAGUCCUGCGUAGCCCUUCUCCUCCCACGCUCUCCCUGCCUCCUCCUCCACCCCUGCACAGCGUGCCCUUCUCCUCCGCCUCCUCCUCUGCAGCCACACACUCCGAUGCCCCGCCAUCCUCUCGAUCAGACUCCCUCCACUCCUCCCGCUUGUCACACUCCUCUCUCCACCACCAGAGAGCCCAAUCAUCCCUCUCUCUUUCCAUCUCUUCCUCCACCUCUGCCUCCUCCGCUUCUGUCUCUGUUGUUGCCACCGCUGCUUCCCUGUCGUCCUCCUCCUCUUGUCUGUCAACCUCCACCUCGUCUCGUCCAUUCGCAGUUCACUACUCCCCUCGACAGCCCCCUCCACCACCAGCCAGCAGCUCAGGUGGUGGCGGGAGCAUGUGGAGGACUCAGGGCAUGCAUGGUACCUACACCACCUCCCAGCUGCCUGGCUCCCGACCUAGAUAGGGUUUGGAGGUGAGGGGUUGGGGUGGGGUGGAGAGGGGAAGGGCAAUUGGCAAUCACAGGGUGGAAAGGGGGAGAGAGUGAAAGAAAGAAAGACUGGUAGGAAGUGAGAGAGACAGGAUACCUGUUUUCCCUGUGCUCCCACAAGCUGUUCUGAUUGAACAAGGUAAUUGAUGAAAACUACCUCAACAUUAAAUAAACUAUGCAAAUGUCCAGGUGUGGACCAAGGCACUCUCCUCACUCACUGGUGCUUCAAAAUGUCUGCACUACCCAACCGCCUCCAAGACUGGCUUCUGUACUGGGAUCUCUGACACACCAACACACACACACACACACUCUCUCUCAAGGGGGGUGGUGGGGGAUGUUUGAUCCCCACUCACUCCUGUAUCCCGUGUGGUAGCUCGCUGCCAUUGGUGUGUGAGUGUGUGUGUGUGUGUGUGUGUGCAUAGGUGAACGAGUGGCAAAAACCUUGUAAAGCGCUUUGGAUAAUAGCGCUGUAUAAAUGUAGCCAUUUACUCACACACACACACACACACAAAGACCGCCACUAUGGUAAUUUUGAGCAGAAUUCACAGAUACUGGUCGUGUAAAAAUGUUGUCUCAAUGUCUGGUUCAACAUUAAGGUGCUCAGUUGUAUGAUAGUGUGUCAGUCUGUUUGUCUCAGUCACUGUUCCAACAACUAGUGUUCAGCAGUUUUAUCUGUUUUUAUUGACACAAUGAAGCACACAGUCCACCUUUUUAGGCUGAAUGUCAACAGAAGUCACGUUCCCUCCACAGUUUCACUUCGUAUUUGUGCAUGAGUGCAACACACAAGCGACACAGACCAGUUCACUGAACUCUGCUCAGAUGUCAUGCAGCUUGCCUCUCUGCAUGCCUGCUCUCUUAUCUGUUUUGUUCUUUCAGUGAAAUUCAAUAUUUGUUGCAACUUAGUAGAACCUGAAACAAGAUGAGGAACAUCUGGUCUUACUUCACACUGGAUAGUUAAGUUACUCGUGUAGCAGAAGAUGUACAAGUCCUGUCUGGUUUGUUGACACCCCUUAAACUCUGGUUAAUGAUGGUUGGUUGAAGAUUUACAAUAUUGUCAUAUUUAAGAAAACUGAAAUAUGGGUACGUACUCUUCAAUCUGUUAAAAGCAUAGUGGUACAACCACUGUAAAAUGAUUUUCUGCCCUGUUUAGCACACAGAACUAAUAUUUACUUUCUUUGCUACUGACUGGAGCAAAACCAGUGAAGUAUGCCAUGUUACUAAAAUAAAGGUGUGGUUCAGUGUUUCUCUUCUAAUACCAGAAUUUUAACAUAUCAGUGUAAGUAUGUUUGUUUACUGCAAAAAUAAUUGUGACAGCGGUCUGGUGUUUUGCCGUUCUCUAAGUGAACUGAAGAAUGAUGUGCAGUGAAGUGUUCUGAAGUCUGAACACACGACUUGCUUCUGAUUUCAGUUUGAGUAUGUGAUGAAUUAAUUUAUUUUUAUUAAUUAAUUAAGAACUUUUCAAGGGGUGCCAAUAAUGCUGAGCAGAGCUGAGUACAUUUUCAUGUUUUUAAAAAGACCCCAUGAAGUUCACUUAAUGAGAUGGUGGCCUGUGUAGAUGUGAUCAGUCACUGAAUAGUAUAGACCCAGUGUUGUCAGUGAGAUGAGUGCUUUAGUGAAGCUGAAACCAGGUGUAAAAGAAAUACAGUAAGAGGGUAACUCAUUUCUGUUUUCAUUAAGAUUUUCUUCUUCAGUCAAUUGGGUAAAUCACACUACCAUGUGGGACCGCAGCAGGAAUUCUUAACUCUUACUAAGCUAAACUUAUUUAUCUCUGCUGUUUGGAAUUGCCAGAUUAAGCAAAUGUUUUAGGACUCACAUGUAUGUGGAAUUGUACUGCAUUCAGAUCAUACAAACACACGUACACACUCACACACUCAUGCAUGCAAAUCCUCACACACUGAGAAAACAGUAAUCAUAACCACAGCGAACUACUGGACUCUCUUCACACCUAUUUGUUUGCUUUUUUUAAUUGUGUAAUUUGUAUUUUUGUAAAGAAUGUUUGUACUGUGAAUGUGAUUCAUUCUCCGACUGUAUAGUUGUGUAUAAUUUAGAUUAUUAUAUUUAUGCCGUCAGUCUCUCCAUUUGCCUUGGUAUUUGUUUUUCCUUUUUUUUUUUUUUUUAAUCCUGAAAUGUGUUGACAUUGUAGAAUUCAACAGUGUGUGUACUUGACUCACAGUCUGAAAACAAUGGUGCUACAUUUGGACUGUACCUGAUCUUAUUUAUUCUAUAGUGAAAACAUCAAAAAACCGUUCGAAUACGUGGUGCUGUACACAGGGACAUUUGUAAAGCUGUUUCCGGCAUUUCCUUUCUCGUAUUUAAUGUUUCUAUUGUCUGGUUCUUUGAAUGCCUAGUGUACAACUGUGAGCACCACCUUUACAUAAAACUGCUCUGCAACAGCUGGCUCAGCUGUCUGAGCAAACAGGUAUGAGGACCUCUGUUCAUGUUUCUCACGCCACAGUUUUGAACAUAAGUCAGCCUGCUUUGCUCUCAAAAGUGAGCUGCUUAUCUGUUAGUGAACGAGACACACUGUUUUUGUACAUAACCUUUUGAUUUUCCUUGUUUGUCUCUCCAUCAUAAAUAGAAAGGUAUAUAAAAAUGUAUCUAUAUACAGUCUAUAUAUAUAUAAAUAUAUAUAUAUAUAUAUAUAUAUGAGUAUAUAUAAGUGAAUAGGGGUGUUUUGGUGCUGCAUUGUGACCUUAAACUCAGCCUGUUAAACAGGAGGCUUGAAGCCAAGGAGAGUUAAGCAUUGCACACAUAUGGUGCCUAACAGCGUGGCAACACAACAGCACCUGAAUCCUUGUGAUAUACACACACACACACACACACACACACACUGACCACAGAACUAGAAACUCAAAAGCUGCGUGUUUUUACUGCAAACAAAAGUGCUGUGGCUUGGAACACGACUCCAGCACUAGAACUGUCUUCACUUUUAUCGGAUGUUUUCACAUAUUUGUGUCUUUUUUUUUUUUUUUUUUAGCAAUCUAGACUCUGCAGGAAAAAAUGGUGCUUCUGUUUCCAAACAAUUCAGAUUUUACCAACUAAAUCUCUACUGGUGCAUACAAAACUAUGUGUCAACCUCUUACACACAUACUGUCUGUCUUUAGAUGUCUUACUGUCAAGGCCCUACCUUGUAAUGUGAGCAUAUUGUGUAAUUGCAAAGACAUGCUGAUGUAGAACACUUGUGUUGGGGUGCAUGUGUGCAUCACUUUGGUUAGGAGUAAGAGCAACCAAGCUUCCUUUUUCUCUGAUAGUGAGAAUACACUUAAGCUCAGUUUGUAAGUGUGUAUGAGCGUGUGUGCGCGUGUGUGAGAGCGAGUGUGUGUGCUGUUUUUUUUUUCCACUUGCCAGUGCAUAUCUAAGGGAAGAUUAGACUAAUAAUGAAAGCUUUAUUGUAAACUCCUGUCCUGUGCACUCACUUCUCACCUGCGAGUGUUCAAGUGAAAAGCGGAAAGUCGUUUUAGAACAUAAUUAGAGACUGUAGUCUGUUUGUUACCAGCACUGAGAGGUCUUUUGUAAUUAUUAUUGAUGCUGUUUUGAUUUUCUUAUUCUUGGUGUUUGAUACAACUGCAGUUACAUGUUAUGCUUUUAAUUGUGUCUUCGUAUUUCUGUCAGUUUUUAAUACUACUAGUCAGACGGACAGCACGGUGCUCUCCUUCACUUAAAACAAGGAAAUUGCAGCUAUUGAUAAAUACUACUCUUUUCCUGUUGUGCUGCAGGGUUUUAUGGUUUAAUAAUCUUCAACACGAGCUUGCCUGGCAACUUUCUUACAGUCCAGUCUAAUCUACGGAAGUUUCUCUAAUCUGGAGGGGCGAUGUGGUGUAUGUGCAUGUGAGAAUAGUUUGUGGGAAUGACAAAAAAAACAUUACGUUCAUUACCGAUUUCAACCAGUUGUGUAGCUUACUUGUACAAUCAGUCAAAAAGGUGAGGUGCUGUUAUUCAAGUCCUUUGGUAUAUGAGCAUGAUUAAAGCUUCAGUGCAGUUCUCCAGCAUGUUCCAUCCUGGUACAUUAUUAAUCUGCGAGAGCUUUGCGGUCGAGGCUGUUUACUCUAAAAUCCUGCCAAAGGUCUUAACUCAGGAACUCCCCAGAUUGUUUGAAAUCACGUAAUGAAGUGAGCAGUUUUCUAUUGCAUGUCACAAACUUAUUCAACAUCUUGUGGCAUGAUGAAGUCCCUCUCUAACCCAACUCAGGACCAGGACGAACCCUUCAGUAAGUGUAUUUCAAGGUAAAAUUAGCCAGUCGUCUUGUCAGAUCUCUUCAGAUUCAUUCUCACUGUCGCAUACAUCCAGCCUCUCCGGUGAACUCCAGCUUUAUAAAGCUUUAUGAGUCGGUCUGAUCUCGAGAAGCUGUGAAAUGGCUACGACUUUCAGCAUCUUCCUCAUCUCACAAAUGCCUCCGUCUAGAUCUGUGUCUCUAAGAAUGAGGUUCACUGUCCUUUGUUGGGAUUCUUCCCAUUGUUUUGGGAGGUAAACCGACACUGGACACGUGGACUACAGUAUGUGUAUAGUGAUCUCUGAUCGGUGCAGCCAGGGCAGGUUUGAGGUGCAAUAAAGGCAAACCUACUUUCCACAAGGCCCUGGGUUUUCAUGAUAAAAUUGUUACUGUUCGGUGUUGGUGCUUUUAUCCUAAGAUGUUAUAAUGAAACAAAUGGAAUUAAUGUUUUUUCUGCAUUUUAUGAUUAUUAAUAAAAAUGUUUCAUAUAAUGUUUGAAUUAA